CACACGCUCUGAGUCUUUUGUCAAUCCUCAACUAUACUGUUUCUUCUUCGGGGAUUGUGGUUUGUCGCAUGAUAGGGUGUGCUGAAUAACAUGGAAUGACAGGAACAAAGACUUCACGAGACGCACUGCCUACACGAAACCGCCAAAGCGCACCGCACCGCUACGCUGCAGGUUGACGCGCGCCGAGUCGACGACAUGACGGAGGAUCUCUCCUCUCCGGCUUCACAGCAGGAAGAACAUGAAGCGGACCGUCGCGCCCGGGAAUUGUUUCAUUAUUUCCAACCUGACAACCCUGCCUUGCUCCCUGCUCUUUCUCAAACCAGUGCUUCGCAAGUCUCGGACACCUGUGCGGCAACAAGAGCCAGUCCGAAUCUUGUCCUGACUGCCCUAGCCCAGUUGGCUGCCGUGAAAGUAGGCGUCCAGCGUGCUAUUAUCAGUCUGAUCGAUCGCGAGACGCUCUAUGUUGUGGCCGAAGCCUCACGCUCGUUGAACCUCGGGGACAACAGUCUCUAUGAAGCCGAUGGCGAUGGCCUUUGGAUGGGCUGCUCUCGAGGCCCUGUUGCCGGCACUUUGUGUGAGAAAACAAUCACCCUGACGCCGACGACCGCGGAUGAAUAUCCUUUCUUUAUUGUCGACGACCUACAACUACAUCCCAAGUUCUGUCACAUACCCUGUGUGUCUGGAUCGCCUUUUUUCCGCUACUAUGCUGGCACGCCCCUGAUGACCAGUAAUGGAAUCAAUAUUGGCAGUUUAUAUGUUAUUGAUCCGCGGCCCAACCUAUUAUUGACGGCUGCCCACAAGGAAAGCUUAGGGGUGAUAGCGACCGCAGUCAUGGAGUACUUGGAAACGUCAAGACAGUCACUAGAAAGUGCUCGCUUGAUGAAGGUGUUGUCCGGGCUCAACACAUUUGUUCAGGAUCAGGGCAAGGAUGAGUCGCCGACGGUAUCCAUUCCACGAAGCGCCAGCUCGUCCGAAGUUGAGCGGUCGCGCACUCCUAGCCCUCGGCCCGUCUCCUCACCGGACAUCAAUCCGAGCGACUCCCCGCGAACUAUGAAGUCGUGCGCCAGGGCUGCAAGCCCAGUGCUGAAUGAUACUUCAUCCUCGGAUUCAAUGUCACCAGAAUCUCAGAAACAACAGGAUCUACCCCACCGGCCUGUCAUCAAGCCACGAGUCUCGUCAUCCGGCAAAAGACAUGAGACCUUUCAACGCGCCGCAGACAUCAUGCGAGACUGCUUGGCUCUGGGAGAUGAAGGAGGGGUCGCGAUGUUUGCUCUCAAGGACAGGUACAACCUUGACGAGGACGAGGAUUUGCUAGAAGAUGAAAUCGGAGAGUCGCGGUCCGCUACUACCUGGGCUUUUUCGACGCGAGAUGCCAGUGAAUCGGACUCGGGAAACGAGUCCGACAUACUCUCUGCGAGGGUAAUGAGCCGACGGUUUCUCUGGCGGAUGAUGCAGCGUUUCGGUAAAGGAGCUUUGUGGUAUUUCCAUCGUGAUGGUACGGCUUUUUCAUCUGACGACGAGACAAGCUCUCAAACCAGUAGCCUGCCGACCUUUCAAUUGCCCUCAUCGCUUCACCCCUCUGGCAAGGCGCUAAACGGGAGGGAGUUAGAUCUUCUGCAGACGUAUUUCCCAAAAGCCACACGGAUCAUCUUCGCACCAUUGUGGGAUGCAUCUAACUCGCGUUGGUUUGGUGGCUGCUUCUGUUGGAGUUCCGUUGAGACCCGGAUCUUCAGUCCCCACGUAGAACUGGGUGGUGUGCUCGGGUUUUGUUCUUCUUUGAUGACGGAGGAUAGCCGCCUGCGGAGUCAAGAAGCAGACAAGAAGAAGGGGGAUUUUAUUAGCAGUAUCUCACAUGAACUUCGGAGCCCUUUACAUGGUAUUCUAGCUGCCAUCGAGCUUCUCACCGAACAAAGUUUGUCCGGCUCGGCUCGGAUGCUUCUGGACACUAUCCGCGCGUGCAGUCAAACACUUCUGGAUACGUUUGAGCAAAUUCUAGAUUUCAGCAAAAUCAAUUCGUUCCGGCGAAAGGCUCGUAUUGCCGGCUCCUCGCUUCUGCACGAGGAUAGGGGCUCUGUUACUACCUAUUCAGGUCCACGGUCAUUGUAUAUUUUGAAAGUCGUGGACAUUGUGGCAAUUGUCGAGGAUGCAAUUGAGAGUAUCUGCGCCGGGGCUAAUCAUCUCAAGAUCAGUCGUGCGGGUAAUUCGUCGACCUCCAAGCCAGCCUCUCCAUCGGAGGAUGGAAACAGUGGCAACUCUGAGCAGGUCGAUAUCACUCUCGACGUCGGCAUGCAUGACUGGGUCUUUGUUCUGGAGCCAGGUGCGCUACGGCGCAUCGUUAUGAAUGUUUUUGGCAAUGCCCUUAAGUACACUCGAAGUGGAUCCAUAGCUGUGCGCAUGGAGAUUCAAAAGGACAUUAAAAGCACGUCUCGUGAGGGCUGCGAUAAUCUGCUUUUGACUGUUUCUGACACCGGUCGGGGCAUAUCCAACGAGUAUCUCCGCUAUCAUCUUUUCACACCUUUCAUGCAAGAGGAUCCUUUGACUCCCGGCACAGGGCUUGGCUUGUCUCUCGUCAACAGGAUCGUUCGCUCUCUAAGAGGCAGCAUCAAGAUCAGGAGUCAAGUAGGAACGGGCACGGUGGUCAAAAUUUCGAUCCCUCUUACGCGGCCAGAGAGACGGGACACCUUGGAGAAUGCGACUGUGCUCGACUAUCCACUUGUUAUCAGCUCUGAAGGUCUCAUUGAUGAUGUGAAACAAGAAUUUACGGGGAAGACAGUGUGCUUUGUUCAGCCUGGUGAAACCGCCUCCGCCAUUUCUGUGGUGAGGUAUCUCACGCAAUGGUAUGGCAUAACCCUUCAACCAUGGUCACCUGAUGUUCCCGCCGACAUUGUGAUCGUCGACGAAGCGGAGUUACCUCGGAUGCAGGGUUUGAGUGAACGAUCCACAUUGCUCGUUUUGCACCGUGAUCGGCGGCCUGUGCAUUUGGAGCCUUUCUCACCGAAGGAGAUCAGCGUGCGGGUUGAAUGGUUGAGCCUUCCGUGCGGUCCUUACCGAUUGGCUAGAACGCUUCAGAGAUGUUUGCAAGCACCGACUCAUCCUCAGGGAUCCGAGGAUGGCUCGUCGCCAACGGCCUUCGUGAACGGUGUGCAGAGCGGGAUGGAGACCACUCCUCAUCGCGAUGGCGAUUUAGCUCUUCCUCUUCGUCCAAUUCCAUCUUCCGUUCCAGCAGAUGUUACUGAUUCGGCUGUGUCAUCACCGACGCUCGGUCUCGGAGCUGGAUCUAGCAUAUCGCCAAAUCAACCUGACUUACACAUACAGCAAAACGGAACUGCUUGCAGUCAGCCAAUUCCCGGCGCAGCCGAAGAAGUACCACGGGUGCUUCUAGUCGAAGAUAAUCCGGUCAACAUGUCACUACUGAACCGAAUCGUUAGCCGGCGACAACCCAUUAUCGUGCAUGAGGCUAUAAACGGCAAAGAGGCCGUCGAAGCAGUCGAGUCCAUGCCUGAGGGUUACCAUUAUAUUUUCAUGGACAUAUCUAUGCCUAUCAUGAAUGGGUUUGAGGCUACUAGAGCGAUUCGCACGAUUGAAAAGCAACGCAAACCUGCAUUUCCCGCCAAGAUCAUUGCACUCACUGGUCUGGGAUCAAACGAGGAUGUCGCAGAGGCCUAUGCGGCCGGCGUUGAUGUCUUUGUCACAAAGCCGGUGUCUCUGAAGAAGGUGACGCAGUUGAUGGAUCAGGCGAAGGGAUGAGCGGAAUGGUCCUUUCGGCUUUGGACCGUCGAAUUCCUGUCUUGAAGGCAUUUUUGAAAAACCUAACCCUGACUCAGUUGUGCUACCAUCAC
This is a messenger RNA of Aspergillus saccharolyticus JOP 1030-1, 3839 nucleotides long. RefSeq names its product hybrid sensor histidine kinase/response regulator. The transcript has 5 exons. The record is from RefSeq and is a predicted model, not a curated record. Lineage: Eukaryota; Fungi; Ascomycota; Eurotiomycetes; Eurotiales; Aspergillaceae. The coding region runs from base 196 to 3747 and encodes 1183 amino acids. Gene Ontology annotation, biological process: protein autophosphorylation; phosphorelay signal transduction system. Gene Ontology annotation, molecular function: phosphorelay sensor kinase activity; histidine phosphotransfer kinase activity.